Molecule: messenger RNA, 3719 nt
Organism: Phalaenopsis equestris
Lineage: Eukaryota; Viridiplantae; Streptophyta; Magnoliopsida; Asparagales; Orchidaceae
Product: ubiquitin carboxyl-terminal hydrolase 8
Exons: 13
Coding region: 254-2887 (877 amino acids)
Biological process (GO): protein deubiquitination
Molecular function (GO): cysteine-type deubiquitinase activity
Source: RefSeq, a predicted model, not a curated record
UCAACUUUCUUCCUUCCAAAAUUUUAUCAAUCAUGGAAGAGCCCUUCCAAUCUCAAUUGCCGGCGGCUCGACAGACACAACAUACCGCAGCAACCUCUUCCUCAACAAAAGACUGAUGUCCAAAAGAUUGUGCUGAGCUUCGAACGAGAAGUUCAGGGCCCUCCUUCGUAUCAUUUUCUCUCCUUUCAUUCCUACAGCUCAAAUCUCUUUGCUCCUAGAGCUUGGAGCGCAUUCCACCCUUUUGGCGAAAUUUAUGGAUAGUCUCCCGCCCGAUGACGCUGGAACUACUGAUCAGACGCCAGCAUUUGAAGACGACAGGGUGUAUCUUGUGCCCUACAGGUGGUGGGCGGAGGUGCAGGAGCUGGAAUCCGAGCACGGUAUCGGCAAUGUGGUUCGAGGGAUCCCUUACACUGCCUCGCCCGCGCCAUCCUCGUAUGGUGGGCCGAUGCGGAUCAUCAACAACAUCUUCAACUCGGAUCUUGUAUUUAGUCUCCGGCGAGAUGAUUGUCUUAUGACGGACGAUGCGGAGCAAGGGUUUUCCGGACGGAGCUAUGCUUUGAUUCCGACUGAUAUGUGGUCGGAGGCGCUCAGCUGGCACAGAGCUGCAAACAGUGGAAACCUAGUCUUCCUUGAGGAUGAAUCCGUUGAUGUUUAUCCUUUAAAGCUUAGAAUUUCUGUCAUAAGAGAAACAAGUGUAAUGACAGUAAGGAUCUGCAAGAAGGACAACGCUGUUGAAAGUUAUAAGCGUGCAUGCAAGAUCUUUUCUGUUGAGUCUGAUAUGGUCCGCAUUUGUGAUUUCUCUGGACAAACAAAUCUUAUAUUGAUGAAUGAAUGGAACAGAUUGCCGCAAGAUGGUCAGCGGCUAUUAGAUCAGGAGAAUCUUCUAGAGUUACAAUUGUAUGCUCAGUCUGAGUUGUUGUCUGAAGGGAAAAAGGAUGACUUGUUGGCGCGACAAUCUAAAAUCUGUUGCGGGGGCUCAGUUGUGAGCAAUGGUAUCAUAAUGCAGACUGAAUAUGAUCUUUAUUUUGGUAUCUCGAAGGGCUAUGUUUCUUUUGGAUUGACUGGUCUAGAAAACCUUGGAAACACAUGCUUUAUGAACAGCGCAAUCCAAUGCUUGGCUCACACGCAAAGCCUUGUUGAAUACUUUCUUGGAGAUUACAGCAGAGAAAUAAAUCAUCAAAAUUCGUUAGGGAUGGGUGGGGAACUUGCUUUGGCAUUUGGAGAGUUGUUGAGGAAGUUGUGGGCUCCUAGUAAAACUCCAGUAGUGCCUAGGGAUUUUAAGGCAAAACUUGCUCGUUUUGCCCCUCAAUUUAGUGGCUUUAACCAACAUGAUUCUCAAGAACUACUUGCUUUUUUGUUAGAUGGUCUCCACGAGGAUCUAAAUCGGGUAAAGUGCAAACCAUAUGUUGAAGUUAAAGAUUCAGAUGACCGUCCGGAUGAAGAUGUAGCCAAUGAAUACUGGCAAAAUCAUUUGGCCCGAAACGAUUCUAUCAUAGUGGAUGUCUGUCAGGGACAAUACAGAUCUACAUUAGUUUGCCCUUUCUGCAACAAGGUGUCUGUCACAUUUGAUCCAUUCAUGUACUUGUCUUUGCCCCUUCCUUCAUCUACCACCCGACCAAUGACUGUGACAGUCUUUAGUGGUGAUGGUAGUGCUCAACCUUCUUCUUAUACAGUAAAUGUGCCUAAAGAUGGAAGAUGCAAGGACCUUAUACAUGCUUUAAGCUGUGCUUGUUUUCUGAGAAAUGAUGAAGUCCUUCUAGUAGCUGAGGUUUAUGCUAACCGUAUCAUUCGUUACCUGGAGGAUUCAUCUGAUGUACUUACCUUAAUUAGAGAUGAUGAUCAGCUAGCAGCAUACCGGCUUCCUAAAGAUAAGGAAGAUCUCCCUUUGGUUGUGUUUACUCACCAGCAUGAGCAGGAACGUUACAUCCACAGUGUUCUCCCUCCAAUUUGGAAGGUACUUGGCGUUCCUCUAAUAGGAAGGUUGAUAGGUCCUCCUUCUGGAGUUGCAAUUCAAAACCUCUGUCUGAAGUUGUUGAAUCCAUUUCUCCGAUUCUCAGCUAUUGCCUCUAGUGUUGAUGAAGCCAAUGAAAGCAAUUCGUUGGAUGAAGUUGUUGAGAUGGAUACUAAUCUGGCUAGCAGUAUAGGUGUUAUUGACGCCGAAGAAGCAAGGGAAAGUACUGGAGCCCUCCGUGAUAAUUUUCAAUUCUUUUUAACCGAUGAAAAGAGCCAGAAGAUGAUAUCCUUAAUUGAAAUGAAUGAGUCAGAGUUGGUGGCACCUCUUAAGAAACUGCAUGUGCUUGUCUGUUGGCAAAACAAAACAAUAAAAGGUUAUGAAAUUUCUCUUCUCAGUUCCUUACCUGAGAUUUACAAGUGCAGCAUCUUCACAAGAAGACCACACGAACCUGUUUCAUUAUAUGCAUGCUUGGAAACCUUUCUGAAGGAAGAGCCCCUUGGACCAGAGGAUAUGUGGUACUGCCCCAGUUGCAAGAAGCAUCAGCAGGCUAGCAAGAAACUUGAUCUCUGGAGGCUGCCAGAGGUUCUUGUUAUUCAUCUAAAAAGAUUUUCUUAUAACCGGUACACAAAGAACAAGCUGGAGACUCUCGUGGAUUUUCCCAUUAAGGGAUUGGAUCUAUCGAAUUAUAUUGUCUCCAAGACGCAAGAACUAAAAAACAAAUAUGACUUAUAUGCUAUUAGCAACCACUACGGGAACAUGGGAGGUGGUCAUUAUACUGCUUACGUUCAUCAUAAUGCAGAGGAUAAGUGGUAUGACUUCGAUGACCGCCAUGUUUCUCAUGUAUCCCUGGACAGUCUGAAGACAUCUGCUGCUUAUGUUCUCUUCUACAAGAGGGUUCAAGCCAGCUCCUCAGAGACACAAUCAACACAAUAGAUCUUAAUCCACUUCAACCUUUAUGUUUGAUUGACUUCAACAUGACUAAUUAUUCAGAGGUAUGGAGCACAGAAAUUUUUGUAGGACAUUCUUCAUAAUGGCAAUCUAGCCUCUCCGUGGUUACCUGCAAGAUCGAUAGGCGUAUAUAAUGAACAUUGAUUAGAAUGUGCAAGGAUAAAUUGUUUCAUUAUUGAUCACAUCAUGGUCUGUUAGUGCUCAGAUUCUCUUCAGCCCCUCUCGUGCUAACAGUCAGCUUCUAAGCAUUUUGUGUAUAAACCGCCGUUCAUCAGUAUAGGUUUUUUGGGAGCUGGCAUGCUUUUAAUUUUUAAUAAUCAGAUGACCUUAUUCAUUGAUAGGUUGUUUCAAUACCCUAGAAUAUGUUCGCUGUUAGAUUUUCUUGGAACUUCAUGCUCGUCUAAUGUAACGAGUACUCUGCCCAAUUAAAAUUGUGACCGACAUUUCACUUGCAUUUUGUAAAAUCCGUGGUAAUGUUCAUAGUUGGUUUUUAUAACUCUUUCGAGAACGCAAGUGAACAGUUUGCAGUUUUAUGACGUUGCUGCUUGUCAGUGUGUCUUUACUUCAACAAUAAAACUCUUCAAAAUGGCAGUGGCCAUCUCUAGAAGCAGUAGUGAAAUCAAUUGUGGACUUUUUCAGGUAAUUUGGUUGCAUCUUCUCUAUUUUUGUUUAUUGGGAGAAUGUUUCUUCUGUAUGGUCUACCUGACCAAGAUUAUACUUCAGCCGAAGUAGCUAAUUGUGUCCUAACUUUAUGUUCAGAAGUAGCGUUUCCGUUAACCUUAUAUUUGCACUGGCUGGGCUGUGAAUCUGAAUCAUG